CAUCCCUUAAAGCCGGCCUUAUACAAGGCGCGGCUUUUCUCCUGUCGGUUUCCUUUGUGGUUUUUUGCGCAGUUUGGUCUCAACGCUGCGCUAUCUCUUCAUUCCCACACAGAUAAAAUCAUAAAUGCAAUUCUGCGAUUCUGUGCCCACAUCUUAUACCUCAGCAGCUUCCUUGUUCACAUCUACAAGAGUAAACGCUUCGUAGAUUUCUUGAGUUCUCUUUUAGUUGUUCCGCCUCAACAUACAAACCCGCCGCUGUGUUUCCUAAAUUGAGAAUUUUAAUUAACAGCGUUAGGAAACUUAGUUUAUAAAGUCAUCUCACCCAGAUUUGUCCUGCUUUUCCAGUAAAGAUGGAAACGGAUGAUGGCCAUGGGGAAUCGAGGACAAAUCUGAUUUUUCUGUAUCUGCCCCAAGAAUGGCGCGAUCAGGAACUGCGUGCGGCCAGUAAGCCCUUCGGGGACAUAACGUCUUGUCGUGUGGUGCGGGACAAAUCCACAGGUAACUCGUUGGGGUACGGAUUUGUGGAUUUUCGUCAUCAGCAGUCGGCGGAGAAAGCGAUUGAAAAACUUAAUGGGAUGCGAAUUUCCAAUAAGACGAUCAAGGUUAGCAGAGCGAGACCCCGGAGGGAAGAAAUCAAGAACGCCAAUCUGUACGUGAGAGGACUGCCAACUACCUGGUACGAGGGAGAGAUUUCCGAAUACUUUUCCAAACUCGGAAAGGUCAUUUCCGUUCGCAUUUUGAAAGAAGCAGUGACUGGGCACAGCAAAGGAGUGGGGUUCGUCAGAUUUAACACUGCUGCAGAAGCAGCUUCCGCUCGCAAAUUGUUGAAUAGCCGUCAGAUAGAUGGUCAUACACUUCUGGUGGAUUUCAGUCAUCGUUCUGCUAAUUCGGAAAGUGAAUCAUCCACAGUCGAACAUGAAAAUGUUCAGUGUGAUAUCAGUUUGCAUUGCGGUAACGCGUAUCAACCGUACCCAGCGUACACACAACUGGAAAAUCCUGCUUCGAGUCCUGCGGGAAUGAUUGUUACGCAUGGUGGAGAUGCCGGUUUCGGCAGGUUAGUAUAUCCUUCAGCAUUCGGAAUUUACAACAGCACGGUCAACAACCUGGUUCCUUACGCACCGAUGGGCAUUAACAUGCAUUCAGUGCAAAACGCUCCCAGUUACGCUCAGAUCGCGCCCAGCUUCACUGAUCCAGUCUUCCCAUCUCCUUCCGUGGUUCAGUUCGUUGGUGACCCUGUGUCACUGUAUGUCGGCAAUCUGGAUGAGAGUGUGACCCCAGAGGAUUUGCGUGAACUGUUUGCGCGAUACGGCACCACAGUGUCGAAUGUUGAGUUGCUGCUGCGUAAAACUAGCCGAAACUACCGCGCGUCGAGCUAUGGAAUGAAGUAUAGUUUCGUGGAAUUGUUGAACAGUUCGGAAGCCGAUCGGGUGAUUGAAGCUCUCCAUGGCUGCAAAUGGAGAGGUCGCGAUAUCGUGGUUCGACGUAAAACUACGUUGAAGCAGAAUCCCCGGUUCAGAACGCGUUGAAGUGACCUUUGUUACGUUUCGCCGUUUGCGUGCACAUGUCGUUGGUUUGGGAAGUUACUUUGUGCCUCUUCGGAAUGGACGCGCAUCUUAUUUUAUAUUUAAAGCUGUAGUGUAGAACUACGAGUAGUUGUUGAUUACUGCCGGCCUAGGCCUGGCGGACAGUUGUUAUGAGUUUCGAGUUGUUUCUGUUUGUGAACCGCUCGUUUUCGACUGAUAACUUCAUUAUCGUUUUAUGUUUUAGAACUUGUAUUAGCCGGCCGGGCUUUUUAUUCUUUGUGGUUGCAAAUUUAACAGCAUUUGUGGUUUAGCGUUGUAUCACAGUAUUUGAAAUAGUUUGUAUAUUAUGCUUCACGGUUUGUGAUUGUGAUGCUGCAGUUUAUUGUAUGCACAGGUUUACAUGUUACUCGACAGCAAUAAUACUCAAGACGAGUUCUUGAGCUUAUGAUUGUUUGAGAGAAUAAAAAGUUUUGGAAAUUGUGG
Messenger RNA from Paramacrobiotus metropolitanus, 2006 nucleotides. RefSeq names its product ELAV-like protein 3. The record is from RefSeq and is a predicted model, not a curated record. The coding region runs from base 351 to 1526 and encodes 391 amino acids. The transcript is spliced from 10 exons. Lineage: Eukaryota; Metazoa; Tardigrada; Eutardigrada; Parachela; Macrobiotidae. Gene Ontology annotation, cellular component: ribonucleoprotein complex. Gene Ontology annotation, molecular function: RNA binding.